CGGGGCCCGGCCGAGACCCCGCGGGCGGGGCCGCUCCGGUUGCUGGGCUCCGCCGCCCUGGUGCUGCUGUCCUCCCGCAGGCUGCUGCCGCCCGGGCCGGCGGCUGCUCGGUCCCUGCGCUCCGCUCCCCCAGGAUGCACCAGCAGGACAUUGCCAAGGUCUGGCAGGACUGACCCACAGCAGCACUUACCAGAGGCUUCGAGAGUGGGAGCAGAACCCAGAGGAGUGGAGGGUGCUGAGCCUGGGCUCACCACACCAUGGGGGCAAACAGCUCCAGCAAGUCACCACCCUUUGAUGGGAAUGAGGAUGUUACCUUCGACCAUUUUGAGAUUUUGCGAGCUAUUGGGAAGGGCAGCUUUGGAAAAGUCUGCGUGGUGCAAAAGACUGACACCAAGAAGAUGUACGCCAUGAAAUACAUGAACAAACAGAAGUGUGUGGAGCGUAAUGAAGUGAGAAAUGUUUUCAAGGAGCUGCAGAUUAUGCAGGGCCUAGAACACCCUUUCUUGGUUAAUUUAUGGUACUCAUUCCAGGAUGAAGAGGAUAUGUUCAUGGUGGUGGACCUGCUGCUUGGAGGGGACCUGCGCUACCACCUCCGGCAAAAUGUGCGGUUCCAAGAGGGAACUGUGAAACUCUUCAUCUGUGAGCUGGUGCUGGCCCUUGACUACUUGCAGAGCAGGCACAUCAUCCACAGAGAUAUCAAGCCCGACAACAUUUUACUGGAUGAGCACGGACACGUGCACAUCACGGAUUUCAAUAUUGCCACGAUGCUGACGAAGGACAGCCCUGUCACCACCAUUGCUGGCACAAAGCCCUACAUGGCACCUGAAAUGUUUAGCUCCACAAAACCCACCAACUACUCCUUUGCCGUGGACUGGUGGUCGCUGGGAGUCACUGCCUACGAGCUACUCAGAACUCGGAGGCCAUAUCACAUUCGGUCCAACACUUCCACAAAUGAGAUCGCUCACGUGUUCAAGACGGCGGCGGUGACGUACCCGGCCGCGUGGUCCCCGGACAUGGUGGCACUGAUCAGGAAGUUGCUCGAGCUGAACCCCGAGAAACGUUUUUCUCAGCUAAGGGACAUCCAGUCCUUCCCGUAUCUGUCUGAUGUGAACUGGGAUGCUGUUCUCCAGAAAAGAAUAAUGCCAGAAUUCAUUCCCAUGAAAGGCAGACUGAACUGUGACCCAACCUUUGAACUGGAAGAAAUGAUCCUGGAAUCCAAACCUCUUCACAAAAAAAAAAAGCGCUUGGCUAAGAAGGAGAAAGACAUGAGCAAAAGCAAUUCAUCCCAGGCCAGCCACCUCCAGAAGCACCUGGAAAUGCUGCAGAGGGAUUUCAUUGUUUUCAACAGAGAAAAGGUAAGGCCCCACCAUGGCAGCAUCCAAGAGACCAUGACAAAAUGUGGAGGCCCACACAAGGAGAACAAUCAGAACAACAACCUCUGAGAACAGCUCAGCCCCUGCAGGAGACCUCCUCGUGGGACUGGGGCUCGCCCACCCAUGCACCUUCACAGUGUCAGGCCAUGGACUUGUCCUCUGCUGCUGGGACCCUGCUGGUAGCCCAGGGCACAGAGGAGAACUCGGGCACCCACUCCCUCAGCUUUCCACCCCACAGCUGGAGGGUCGUGAGCAUGGGGGGAGAACCUGGGGGGGGCUGCCUUGCAAUUGGCCACAGUUGGUUAGACUCAGAUCCUAUCAUAUUGCCUUUCCUGGGGGCAGGAAUGACACCACAAGACAACAGACAAGACAACAGUGUUCAUUGUUUUGGCUUGGCUGGCAGGUGCCACAGCCCUUGGUGUCACCAUGCAGGCAAUUGCUCAUGUGCCAAGAGGCUGAGCUGCGUUGUGCUGAGAGGUGUCCACAGCUGUGCCACACCUCAGGGCUCUGCAGAGGCUGGCAUUGCCACAGGGAUGGGCUCGUGGCUGGCUGCCCCACGGGGAAAGAGGUGGCUCCCUGAUGCAGGGUCUUCACCAGGGCAUUGUGACAAAAGUGGCCUUCGCUUACAGACAGCUCCUGCAAACAUCCUGUGAGGGUCGGCACAGGAGGCUGGAGAUCAGCUCCUUCCUUAGUUGGGAGCAGGCAGCAAAACUCCUGCCCAUUUAGCACUCUCUCCAUGUACCCAGCAGGGCUGGCAUGGUGGGUGGUCAGUGUGCAGACAGACGUGGACACCAAGCGGUAACAACCAGUCGCUGGUGAAUCUAGAUGCUUUACCAGUCUAGCCUGAAAAAUACAUUCACCAUCAUGUUAAGCUGUUGCAGCGCACUGACUUUGAUGGGAUUUGGCUUCAAAAACCAGAUGGGAAUUUGAAUGUGUAUUUUGAAUCUCUCUACCACUGAAAUCACAUUUGAUUUAAGCAGACUGUCUUCAGGAACAACCACACUGCUGGUGUGGUCUUGGCAAGACUGAGAUUGGCCAAAGCAUUGCUACUGCCAGGAUAUGCCCCAGGUAAUGCCGAGAAUGAUGCUAUUAUUUAAAUGCUUUGACAGGCCUGAGGUUUCACCUCCUUAUUUGACAUUUUUCCCAUUCUUAGCAAUGUAGCGAAUGCAUAGUGAACUCUUUGCCCUGCAUUAACCCAAAGGUAAACGUCCUCUCUGCUCCCUGUGUCUCUGCAGUGGCUUGCAGUGGCAUCCCAGCAUCGAGCAGUGCAGUUCAUGCCUAAAACAAGCUUUAGUUUGGUGUCUCCCGUGUUCUGGCCCCUCGUGCAGUGGUGCGGGGGGGUGUCCCAGGAUCAGCUGCUCCCCAGCUGGCUGCCAGCCAGCCCCGCGGGGCGCCGGGC
Messenger RNA from Prinia subflava (tawny-flanked prinia), 2772 nucleotides. RefSeq names its product serine/threonine kinase 32A (gene STK32A). The record is from RefSeq and is a predicted model, not a curated record. Gene Ontology annotation, biological process: protein phosphorylation. The coding region runs from base 258 to 1442 and encodes 394 amino acids. The transcript is spliced from 13 exons. Gene Ontology annotation, molecular function: ATP binding; protein kinase activity. NCBI's taxonomy places the organism in Eukaryota, Metazoa, Chordata, Aves, Passeriformes, Cisticolidae.